Phacochoerus africanus (Common warthog) is the source of this 805-nucleotide messenger RNA. Its product is annotated as interferon lambda-1-like. The coding region runs from base 7 to 582 and encodes 191 amino acids. The transcript has a single exon. Gene Ontology annotation, molecular function: cytokine activity. NCBI's taxonomy places the organism in Eukaryota, Metazoa, Chordata, Mammalia, Artiodactyla, Suidae. The record is from RefSeq and is a predicted model, not a curated record. Gene Ontology annotation, biological process: innate immune response; defense response to virus; positive regulation of immune response.
UUAGCCAUGACUACAGCUUGGCUCCUGGUGUUGGCGACUGUGAUGCUGGACUUGGCCAGAGCUGGCCCUGUCCCCACUUUCAAGCCCACCACAACCAGGAAGGGCUGCCACAUGGGCCAGUUCCAAUCUCUGUCACCAUGGGAGCUGAAGGGCUUCAAGAAAGCCAAGGAUGCUUUGGAAGAGUCACUCUCACUGAAGAACUGGAGCUGCAGCUCUCACCUCUUCCCCAGGACCCGGGACCUGAGGCAGCUGCAGGUGUGGGAGCGCCUCGUGGCCUUAGAGGCUGAGCUAGACUUGACUCUGAAGGUCCUAAGGGCCGCGGCUGACUCAUCCCUGGGGGUCACCCUGGACCAGCCACUUCGCACGCUGCAUCACAUCCACGUCGAACUUCAGGCUUGCAUCAGGGCUCAGCCCACGGCAGGAUCCCGGCUCCAGGGCCGCCUCAACCACUGGCUGCACCGGCUCCAAGAAGCCACAGAGAAAGAGUCCCAAGGCUGCCUUGAGGCCUCUGUGACAUUCAACCUCUUCCACUUCCUCGUAAGGGACCUGAGAAGUGUUACCAGUGGAGACUUGCACAUCUGAGAACCUGAACCCAGCCGCACCCCGUCUGGGGCCCUGACCUUAUUUAUGCACUAAGCUCCAAGCCUGCCAUAACUUAUUUCCUCUCACCCCUUAUUUAUGGAGCUGAAGCCCUGACUCAUACCAAUAAGAAAUGUUUAUUUUUCUACUUUUGUACAAUAUGUGCAGAUAAACAGUAAGGAAUUAAAGGAAAAAAAAAAAAGAGCCCACUACCAAUUUUCAGGAG